GCCUGCUGGGAAAAGCUGUGUUGUGUGUGCGUGUGCUGGGAGAUAUUGCUGAAAUAAAGAACAGGAAGAGAUAGUGGUGCCUUGUCGCUGUGUAGCAAGUUCCUCUCUUUUCCCCCCGCUGAACGUCCCUCUCAUGGGUAAAGUGAAGGGCAAACUUGGGCCCUUGGCUCGGAGGCCAGACAAUUCUGCCUUCAAACAGCAGAGGCUACCGGCCUGGUCUCCCAUGUUGACCGCUAACACUGUGCUGCCUUUCUUCUACAUUAUGGCUUUGAUAUGUUUGCUGCUGGGAGUGUGGCUGCUUCUCACAGUUCAGAGCACACGGGAAAUAAAGCUGGACUACACUGUUGGGCCUUGUGAGAAAUGUUAUAACAAGCGUAAAAAUGUCACCAGCGCGGCAGAGGACUGCAAAUGCACAGUGGAGUUUACCAUUGAGAAACGGUUCAAGGGAGACGUCUUUUUUUAUUAUGGCCUCAAAAACUUUCAUCAGAACCUCCGCAGAUACAUGGACUCCAGGGACGAUGGGCAGAUGGUCGGCAGGAAGUACAACUUAAAGAACCCCAGUUCAUACUGCAAGCCAUUUGAACGUGACCAGAGUGGACUCCCCAUUGCUCCCUGUGGUGCUGUGGCCAACAGUAUCUUCAAUGACUCCUUCACUCUGAUGUAUCAUGGACCCAGCAGUACUCCAGUUAAGGUUCCGCUGUUGCGUAGAGGCAUCACCUGGUACACCGACAAAAAUGUCAAGUUCCGCAACCCCAAGAUGAACAGCUCCAUGAAUCUAGCUCAAGUGUUUGAAGGCACUGCAAAGCCACUGUACUGGAAGAAGCCGGUGUAUGACCUUGAUCCCUUGGACCAAAACAACAACGGCUUCAUAUAUGAUGAUCUGAUCAUAUGGAUGAGGGAGGCGGCCUUCCCCAACUUCAAGAAGCUCUAUGGAGUUUUACACCGCGCUGAAAAGCCCUUUACUGGGGGGCUUCCAGCAGGGAAUUACAGCAUCGACAUAUUCUACAACUUCCCUGUGCAGCCUUUCCAAGGCAGGAAGGAAAUAGUGCUGACCACACUGACCUGGUUUGGAGGUCAGAACCAUUUCCUGCCCAUCGCUUACUUGGUGACCAGCAGUCUCAUCCUAUUGAUCGCAAUCGCCCUCACGGUGGUGUGGUGCAAGUUUGGAAAGAACGGAAAGAACAUGGAGGAAUGACGGGCGGACAGUAAACACUUUGAAGCAGCAGAUUUAGAACUGCUUUAAAUGACAGAGCAGGAAAAACAAAUUGGUCAAACAAGACCAUGACAACAUAUGCAGUAAAACCAAUGAAGAGGUAUGUUUGACAACUUAAUGAUCCACAUAUUUGACCAACUGUGUUGAAGCUUUUCGUACUUUUUGAUUUUGUGAAGGCAUUUCUUAACGCGCACCAUAUUGUUCCUGUACAGUUAAUAUUUAUAAACUCAGUCAGUGUGGCAUAGAGGCUGAAUCUCAUGUCUCAGUGAAUGUACAGAAAAUAAGUGAUCACGUAGAAUACUGAUGGUCAUCAGCUAACCGAUAUAAACUCACCCUUCCAUCAUCUCUUCAGACUACUGUUUCUAAAUUAAUGUUAUGUGUGAAUAUAGUAGGUGCUUAUAAUGCUACUAUUAUAGUACCCACAGCGAUGUUAGCAUUUCUCUGCCGACACAUUUAGCGAUUUUGAGCUAAAUGUGGCCAAUGCAGUCUUACUGUACAAUCUUAGUUUAGCAUGUUAGCAAUUGUUUAUUACCUGAUUAGCAAAUAGAGCUUGCAGGAAUUGUUAAAUUGUCAGAUAUUUUAUGUUGCAGACCUAAUAUUGUCAUCUAAUUGAAAUGUUUCCUUGCUACGGUUUAAAUGUGGUCAUUUAUUGUAUGCUGUAAUUGUAUAUUCAGUGAUAUUAUGAUAGGGCCAGUGUAUAGAACCUAAUGGAGGAAUAUCAAUGGAAAUGAAAUACAAUAUUUAUUUAUCUUUAAUCGCCUAAAAAUAAAGAAUUAAUUUGGAAUAAGUCCUUUAUGUCACACCUUUUCCAAGUCCACCAUGUUUGAUUGCAAAUGAUAUGCAACUUUACCUGUAGAUGCCACCAAAUCCUGUACGACUGUAUUUUUCUUGCCUUUUACUUAAAAGUUAAUCAUAUCUCCUGGCUAGUUUACAUGAUCAACAUAGAACCAGGUGUUACAGACGUAGUGUGAUUUAUAUUGUAAUUUGGGUCAGACAAGAUUUGUAAACCCAGCUUGAAGUGAAUAUGUAAAAACAACACACACAGACAUUGAGCACUUUAGGGACUCACAAUCUGAUAUCGGUCCGAUAUCAGCCAAAAAACGAAUAUUAUCGGAUUAUAUCGGGCUGCCUAUUAAAUCUCCGAAGCGCUCCGAUACAAGCAGUCCAUUCGCUCCAGCACUUCUAUCCAGCAGCCCGCGUUGUGAUCACGUGGGCUCGGAUGUUUGGAUGCAUGUAGAGCCCACAUGCAUGUGUGUGCUACUGCUAUUUCAGAGGUUAAACAUUUUUAUUUAACCUCUGAAAUCAGAGGCUACGAAGCCGCACGGCGAGUGCGAGCUAGCCGUUAGCACCACGCUAGCUCAUCCUGAGGCGAGCUGCAAAAACAUUGUUUAAUAAACCAGCGCCACCUGUCGACUUUCAAUAGCCUCCGUUUGCUAAUUAUACCCUAAAAAAUAGCCAUGACAAGAGCGUUCUGUGUUUUAAAUGUGUCCUGAAUCUCCACACACGGAGAUAAGUACGUCUCCGGCGGGCCGGGUUUACCAUGGGUUUACCUGCGGGAGGAGUCACUCACCCUGAGUGGGUUGGGCUAAUCCCAAAUAGUGAAAACAAGGGGGGUGUUCUCUGAAGACACGCUGUUACCUGUGAAACACGGGUGCUCUGAAAACCAUGAAAUUUAAUAUUGGCAAAAAAAUCUUAUAUUCUUAUGUUGAAGGUUAAAAUGUAUGUAACCCAUUGGUUAAUAAUAAAUGGGUCAGUUUUUCCUCA
Molecule: messenger RNA, 2977 nt
Organism: Solea solea (common sole)
Lineage: Eukaryota; Metazoa; Chordata; Actinopteri; Pleuronectiformes; Soleidae
Gene: cdc50c
Product: transmembrane protein 30C
Exons: 7
Coding region: 134-1195 (353 amino acids)
Biological process (GO): phospholipid translocation
Cellular component (GO): endoplasmic reticulum; plasma membrane; Golgi apparatus
Source: RefSeq, a predicted model, not a curated record